AUGCAGCCCUCCGAACUCCGAACCCAAUUCUCCUACGUCGAGACGAAAAACCUGCUGAACCUGUCGCUGACCUCUGAUGUUUACUAUUACGGCGCGGUGUAUUCGUUUCCGGGUCCGCAGGGAGUCGAGCAGUACAACUGGAAGAUGAUUUUGGGCACGGUGGUCGUUCUGGGGAUACUGUCGAUGCUCUACAGUACAACGUGCAUUAUUGGAAUCAAAUUGUAUUUCUACGUCAAGCAGUCACUCACCAGCAACGCGGCGCGAAAACGUCAGUUACAGUUGUUGAUGCUGUUACUGGCGCAGGCAAUUUCACCAUGCAUUUUCGAAUUCAUCCCCGCUUUUGUGGUACUGGUUGGCGGGCCGACCGGAUUUGUCGUGCUACUUGGUGGUCUAUUCGGUCUACCUCAUAACUGGGGCUUGUGCGCCACGGUUUAUAUGGCCGGCUACUCGACCAGUGAUGCCGUGUUGGCGUUGAUGUUGUUUAAGGCCUAUCGCCGCCGCACCAUCGAAAUCCUGCUGCGCGGAAGAUGUCGCGGACGUGUGCACCAAUUCGCCACCAGCACAACCAUUGAAAAUACCACCGACGUCCCACCCAGCGGGAACAGGAUUCAAGGCUUU
Molecule: messenger RNA, 618 nt
Organism: Mesorhabditis spiculigera
Lineage: Eukaryota; Metazoa; Nematoda; Chromadorea; Rhabditida; Rhabditidae
Source: the annotation of a GenBank genome assembly